UCUUCUCACACUUGCAUGUAUUAUGACUUAUUGGCAACUUAUAUUAUGCAGAUCGUUGGGAUAUUGUUGAAUGAUAAUUCUCCUGGAGUAGUUGGAGCUGCUGCUGCUUCAUUUGCUUCUGUUUGUCCCAAUAAUCUAUCUUUGAUUGGAAGAAAUUACAGAAAGUUGUGCGAGAUUCUUCCAGAUGUGGAAGAAUGGGGUCAGAUUGUUUUGGUUGGGAUCCUUUUACGAUAUGUAGUUGCAAAGCAUGGGCUUGUUGAGGGAUCCAUAAUGUUAUAUUCGUGUUCUCUUGUGAAGUAUAAUUCAGAAAGGGAGGAUAUGAAACCUCCUCUUGUGAUGACAGAAAACCCUGAUGACGUCGGUGGUGAGAUAUGUUCUGAGAUAGCAGAUGUAGUCUCUAGGAGUUACCUUGAAGGGCCAGAGAAGUACUUAUCUCGGUUAAGUUGCAUGGAUAAGAAUACUUCUAUGGAUAUUUCUCAUUCUACCUCUUCCAAAAGCAAUGAUGAUGUGAAGAUUUUGUUGCAGUGUACAUCACCAUUAUUAUGGAGUCAUAAUAGUGCAGUAGUACUGGCUGCUGCUGGGGUUCACUGGAUCAUGGCACCAAAGGAGGACGUUAAAAAGAUUGUGAAGCCAUUGUUGUUUCUACUUAGAUCAUCUAAUGCUUCAAAAUAUGUGGUACUUCGCUCUUUCUUUGAAAUUUUAGUUAAAGGCGAACUUAGAAUAAGUGAUCAAAUUCCAAUGCUAAUUGCUUUACUACAUACUUCCUGUUUCAUGUAUUGUUACAUAUCUUUCCAGGUUCUCUUACGUGCCAAAGGGGAAGAUAUAUCAAUAUUGAAAAAAAUAGCAGGAUAUUUGCUUGAGCUUGCCAAAUGUGACAUUAAUUAUGAUGUUCGUGAUCGUGCUCGUAUCAUGAGUAAUCUCCUGUCUCACCUUAUUGGAUCUCCUUACUUAGAAGAAGUACAGGACAAACCAGAAAUUAAAGACCUCUCAUAUGUACUUAUAGAAAGCAUAUUUGGGGGACAAACAAAACUGCCUUCUUCUGAACCCUUAAGCUAUCGAUUUUAUCUCCCUGGUUCGCUAUCGCAGAUAGUGCUUCAUGCAGCUCCAGGAUACGAACCUCUGCCUGAGCCUUGUAGUCUCAUUUAUGACGAGAGCUGUAAUUUUUCAACUGAUGUGCAAGGAAUAAAGUCACCCGGAGUUGGUGUUGCACAUAAUGAACCAAAUGAAAAUGAUGAUUCUGAAGCCGUAUCUGGAUCUCUGGAUGAAGAAAACACAUCUGAUUACAGUUCCCAAGAAUCUAUGAUUGGUUCAAGUGAAAGCGGUGGCAGCUAUAUCAGCAGGUCUGCUAGCGAUGUUAAUGACAAUGCUGGACCUUUAAUUCAUCUUUCAGAUGCUGACCUUAUUCAUAGAAAUGGAGCUGAGGUUUCAGAGGAAAAUGAUCCCUCUGGCUCUAAUGGAGCUGAUGAAUUUAUGUCUAAAGGAGCUCUUGAAUCAUGGUUGGAUGAAAAUUCUGGUUUGAACCAAAAUUCAUCUGAUAUAAGUCAUGUGCGAAAAUCAUUGGCCAGAAUCUCAAUUAAGGAUAUUGGGGGCCUAGUUAAACCUAAAUCUUAUACAUUGUUAGAUCCUGCAAAUGGAAAUGGGUUACAUGUGGAUUAUAUAUUUUCAUCUGAGGUAUCCAGUGUAUCUCCACAGCUUGUAUGUCUACACAUUUCCUUUAGGAACUGUUCAAAGGAGCCCAUGUCAGAUAUCUUACUUUUUGAAGGCGAAUCUGACAGAAGUCCAGAUUCUUCAGAUCAGUCAGUGAGUGAAAGGUAUUUUUAAGCUAAUCCUUCAUUGUUUGCAAUUCUAGCA
Molecule: messenger RNA, 1851 nt
Organism: Olea europaea var. sylvestris
Lineage: Eukaryota; Viridiplantae; Streptophyta; Magnoliopsida; Lamiales; Oleaceae
Product: AP3-complex subunit beta-A
Exons: 2
Coding region: 16-1821 (601 amino acids)
Biological process (GO): vesicle-mediated transport; intracellular protein transport
Cellular component (GO): membrane coat
Source: RefSeq, a predicted model, not a curated record